UCGGUUGAUGAAUAAAAAGGUUCGGAACGUUGAGGUAGGGUUUCAGCAUUUCUCCUGCUCGCGGUAGCCAUGGCGUCAUCCGAACCCCCGACGGCCUCCCAAGCGUCCUUAUCGUCUGUCGAUGGCGUGGCCGACGAUUUGGCCGGCACGACCCUCAGCAAGAAGCAGGCCAAGAAGCUGGCCAAGAAGGAGGCCAAGGAAGAGCGCAAGCAGCAGACUUCCGCCUCGGCGACCGCUGCCCAGGAUGACUCCGCAGAGGCUGAUCCCUUCGCUGCCAACUACGGAGAAGUACCGAUCGAGGAGAUCCAGUCCAAGGCCGUCAGUGGCCGGGUGUGGACCGAGAUCGGCGCGCUGGAGGGCCAGCUCUCCGGCCAGUCGGUGCUCAUCCGGGGAGUCGCCCAGACGAUUAGGCCGGUGAGCAAGAAAAUGGCUUUUCUUGUUUUGAGGCAAUUCACGAGCACCGUGCAGUGCGUCCUUUCCGUCGAUAAGGAAUCUGUGAGCCCCCAGAUGGUGAAAUUCGCAACAGUGCUCAACAAGGAAUCAAUUGUGGAUGUUGAAGGGAUAAUUUCAGUUCCCAAAGAUCCGAUAACGGGAACGACUCAGCAAGUGGAAGUUCAAAUUAAGAAACUCUAUUGUGUCAACAGAUCUGUGCCUAAUCUUCCUAUAAAUAUCGAAGAUGCAGCACGAAGCGAGAAAGACUUUGAAAAAGCAGAACAGACGGGAGUGCAACUUGUUCGUGUUGGUCAAGAUACACGUUUGAAUUAUAGAGUUCUUGACAUACGAACUCCUGCAAAUCAGGCAAUUUUUCGCAUUCAGUGUCAUGUUGAGGAUGUGUUUAGGCGAUUUCUGCGAUCUGAGGGAUUUGUUGGAAUACAUUCUCCAAAGUUGAUAGCUGGUUCUAGUGAAGGUGGUGCAGCAGUAUUCAAGCUUGACUACAAGGGGCAACCUGCAUGUUUGGCACAAUCACCACAGCUCUACAAACAGAUGGCAAUAUGUGGGGGCUUUGGACGUGUAUUUGAAGUUGGAUCUGUUUUCAGAGCAGAAGAUUCAUACACUCAUAGGCAUUUAUGUGAAUUUGUUGGGCUUGAUGUUGAAAUGGAGAUUAAAGAGCACUAUUUCGAGGUUUGUGAUAUUGUGGAUCGUUUAUUUGUUGCAAUUUUUGAUGACCUGAAUGAGAACUGCAAAACGGAACUUGAUGCCAUCAAUAGACAAUACCCUUUUGAACCUUUGAAGUAUUUGAGAAAGACUUUGAAACUUACUUUCGAGGAGGGCAUUCAAAUGCUUAAGGAGGCUGGAGUAGAAGUCGAUCCUCUAGGUGACCUGAACACAGAGACUGAGAGGAAAUUGGGCAGGCUUGUCCGUGAGAAGUAUGACACUGAUUUCUACAUUCUAUGUCGGUAUCCUUUGGCUGUAAGACCAUUCUAUACUAUGCCUUGCUAUGACAAUCCAGCAUACAGUAACUCGUUUGAUGUUUUUAUUCGAGGUGAGGAAAUAAUCUCUGGGGCUCAAAGAAUACACCUCCCAGAACUAUUAACCACUCGUGCAGAGGCAUGCGGAAUUGAUGUGAAAACGAUAUCAUCCUACAUCGACUCCUUCCGAUACGGUGCGCCGCCUCAUGGUGGGUUCGGCGUCGGCUUGGAGCGUGUGGUCAUGCUCUUUUGUGCCCUCAAUAACAUCCGAAAAACAUCGCUGUUCCCCCGUGAUCCACAGAGGCUCACUCCAUGACUGGAGUAUUUUCUUUCGUUGGCUAAGUUGAAGAACAUUCAUAAUGUUUCAUCUUUUGUCUGUCACUCAAUGAUCACUUUUUAAGUCACUAAGGAGGUUGUUUUUGUUUACAUUGAACAGCAAUGCAAUCUUAUCAAGAUCAAGAUGUCUGUAUUGAUCUCUCGAUGGUAUUAUUUUAUUGUUAUUUAUUUGAAUAAAUGGUAUGCGAUUUUGUUUCUUCUUGUUUCUAA
Messenger RNA from Zingiber officinale, 1955 nucleotides. Its product is annotated as aspartate--tRNA ligase 2, cytoplasmic-like. Gene Ontology annotation, cellular component: aminoacyl-tRNA synthetase multienzyme complex; cytoplasm; cytosol. The record is from RefSeq and is a predicted model, not a curated record. Gene Ontology annotation, molecular function: ATP binding; aspartate-tRNA ligase activity; RNA binding. NCBI's taxonomy places the organism in Eukaryota, Viridiplantae, Streptophyta, Magnoliopsida, Zingiberales, Zingiberaceae. Bases 70 to 1725 code for a protein of 551 amino acids. The transcript has 10 exons. Gene Ontology annotation, biological process: aspartyl-tRNA aminoacylation.